Messenger RNA from Miscanthus lutarioriparius, 1647 nucleotides. NCBI's taxonomy places the organism in Eukaryota, Viridiplantae, Streptophyta, Magnoliopsida, Poales, Poaceae. The record is from the annotation of a GenBank genome assembly.
AUGCUGCCACUCCUCUUCCUUGCUGUGGUUUCUCCCCUAGUCGUCUUCCUCCUAGCUCUCAAGAACAAGCAGCAAUGUUGCCGUGGAAUCCCACUCCCUCCCGGAUGUCCACGUCUCCCGCUUCAUUGGAGCCUUUUCGGUCUCUCCCCAACCGUCGCCUCCCUGUCCAUGGUGCUCCGGCGCCUCCACCAUGCCCACGGCCCCGUGGUGACCCUUUGCGCCGGCAGCAAGCCGGCCAUCUUCAUCGCUAGCCACGAGACCGCGCACUGCACGCUCGUCCGCAUGGGCGCUACCUUCGCGCACCGCCCAUCAUCGUCACUGCUGUCCUCCGGAGUCAAUGGCUACGGCGUCAACAGCGCCACGUACGGGAGCCGAUGGACCUUGCUCCGCCGCAACCUCUGCUCACACCUCGCGGCGGCGGACAUCGCCGGACCACUGCGGCUGUCCGUCGAUCGGCUCCUUGGAAACCUCGAGCGCGCGGCGCGGGAGGCUGCCGACGGCGUGGUCGUCCCGUCAGACACUCUCCGGCACGCCGUGUUCCGCUUCUUCGCCGCGCUGUGCUUCGGCGAGCAGGCCAUAGCCGACGCCGCCGCCGACGACGACGGCGGUGGCGGCGUGCUCACGCGUCUUCGUGGCCUGCACGCCGAGAUCCUGUCGCUCGUUGUUGAGCUCGACGCGCUCCACCUCAUGCCCAGCAUGGCACUUCAGGUCGCGCACUACUUGCCCAGGUCGUGGAAGCUGUUCGAUGCGCAGAGGAGGCACCAUAAUAUUGUCAUGACCCUCGUUCGUGCUCGUCGUCGGUGGCAGCAAAACAUGGUCGGAGUCGGAGUCGGAGUCGGAGACGACGAUGGCGGCGGCACAGUACUGCCGCCACAGUGCUAUGUGGACACGCUUCUAAGGCUGAGGCUCGGAGACCAUGAGUUGAUGGAGCAGCUCAAGGAAGCGUGGAGGUUUACUGAAUGUGACUGUCAAGACGGGAACUGGAGCACCGCGCUUGAAUGGAUCAUGGCACGGCUUGUGCUCCACCAGGAUAUUCAACAUAAGCUGUGGAACGACAUCGCCGGCGGCAGCCGAAGAUCGGCGACAUGUGGUGGUGGUGAGAGGAGGUCAUUCGCUGAGGCCGUGGUGCUCGAAGCCCUGCGUCGUCACCCUCCAGCGCACUACCUGUUGGCACACACGACGGACAGGGACGUCUCACUGCACGGAUCAUCAUAUGUGAUACCAAAGGGCUCCAUAGUGAACUAUGGCGUGGCCGAGAUUGGCCGUGACGCCAAGUUGUGGACUGACCCAGACGUGUUCAGCCCGGAGCGGUUCCUUGAAGGUGGAGAAGGGUCCUCCAUCCGUGGGAUCCCCAGCGUCAGCAGCGGCGGGCUGGAGCCGGAGACGAUGAAGAUGAUACCGUUCGGUGCUGGGCGGAGGGCGUGCCCCGGUGCAGCGGUCUCGGUGAAGGUGUUGCUGUCGUUCAUGGAGAAUAUGGUCGUGCAGUUCGAAUGGAAGCCGGUCGUCGGUUGUGGUUGUGAUUCUUGUGGUGGGAAGAACGAGGCGCCGGCGGUUGACAUGUCAGAGAAGCCAGGGCUUGUUACCGAGAUGAGGACACCCUUGCGCACUCGCUUAGUCGUGCGGCAGCACGUCGAUGAACAGACGUGA